Molecule: messenger RNA, 2089 nt
Organism: Balaenoptera acutorostrata (minke whale)
Lineage: Eukaryota; Metazoa; Chordata; Mammalia; Artiodactyla; Balaenopteridae
Gene: FSTL3
Product: follistatin like 3
Exons: 5
Coding region: 110-913 (267 amino acids)
Biological process (GO): negative regulation of activin receptor signaling pathway; regulation of BMP signaling pathway; cell differentiation
Molecular function (GO): activin binding; protein binding
Source: RefSeq, a predicted model, not a curated record
GGCCGCGCGCUGGAAGUGGUGCCGCCGCCGCCCUCCCUGCCGCCCGCCCGCCUGCCCGCCCGCCGCCCGCGCGUCCGACGCGGGGGCCGCCGCCGUGUCUGCGUCCGCCAUGCGUCCCGGGGCGCCGGGGCCACUGUGGCCGCUGCCCUGGGGGGCCCUGGCGUGGGCCGUGGGCUUCGUUGGCUCUGUGGGCUCGGGGGACCCCGCGCCCGGUGGUGUCUGCUGGCUCCAGCAGGGCCGAGAGGCCACCUGCAGCCUGGUGCUGAGGACGGACGUGAGCCAGGCUGAGUGCUGUGCGUCUGGUAACAUCGACACCGCCUGGUCCAACUUCACGCACCCGGGGAACAAGAUCAGCCUCCUGGGCUUCCUGGGCCUCGUCCACUGCCUCCCCUGCAAAGAUUCGUGCGAGGGCGUGGAGUGCGGCCCAGGCAAGGCCUGCCGCAUGCUGGGGGGCCGUCCGCGCUGCGAGUGCGCGCCCGACUGCUCGGGGCUUCCAGCGCGCCUUCAGGUCUGCGGCUCGGACGGCGCCACCUACCGCGACGAGUGCGAAUUGCGCUCCGCGCGCUGCAGCGGCCACCCAGACCUGCGCGUCAUGUACCAGGGCCGCUGCCGCAAAUCGUGCGCGCACGUUGUGUGCCUGCGGCCGCAGUCAUGCGUGGUGGACCAGACCGGCAGCGCGCACUGCGUGGUGUGCCGCGCGGCGCCCUGCCCCGCGCCCUCCAGCCCCGGCCAGGAGCUCUGUGGCAACAACAACGUCACCUACAUGUCCUCGUGCCACCUCCGCCAGGCUACCUGCUUCCUGGGCCGCUCCAUCGGCGUGCGCCACCCGGGCAGUUGUGCAGGCACCCCCGAGCCGUUAGAUGCUGAGUCGGAGGAGGAGGAGGAGGAGGAGGAGGAGGAGAACUUUGUGUGAGCCUGAGGGACCGGCCUGGGCCUGGCGUUCAAGGCUUCCCCGUUUUAUUUAUUGCCACAGCAGAGUCUAAUUUAUGUCCCACGGACACUCCUCAGAGCCUGGACCGGGACCAUUUUGGGAGCCCUGUUGCCCCCCGACGAUAUCUUGGAAGGACUGGGGGAAGGAGGCCUGGGAGCAGGGCUGGUGGGUGGGGUGCCACCCCAGGCCUAGGUACCCUACUGCCGAGGAGGACCCCACGCUUCCGCUUCCUCGGGGAUAACUCUAUUAAUUGUUGCUGCCACGGAGAGGGUUGGGGAUUUCCUGCCAGCGAUUAAUGAAGAGGCACCCUGGCCUCUAUUGAUAGAACAGGGACCAGGGGGUGAGAGGGGAUCCACGGCCUGGGUGUGUAUAGAUGAGUCUCAGAACAUGCCCAGACCCCAGACAGGCCAAGGAAGCAACCAGUGUCCCCCACCAGCCCCAGGGUAACCAAGGGGCUUACCUUCCCUCUCCCUCCAGCUUCCAGUGUGUUCUGUGAAGGCCCCUGAGAAAAGCCCGGCUUGUCCCCAGGGACAGGGUGCCAUCUGGGCCUCUGGACACAGGACUUGGGCACGGAGAGGCCGUAUCUGCCCAGAACAGGGCACCAUGUCCAGUGGUGCCCAGUCCACUUAGGGUGGGACCUGCUGGGGUCCCUGCUCACCCACUGGCCCAGGAUGGAGUAUAGACACCAAGACCCACUGCACACCUGGCAUCCUGGAGCCGUGUGUCUGAGGGGCACCCCAGUGCCUGCUGCCCCGUGCACAGGUGAGGUCCAGACCCGGGACCCUCUGUCCCCCGCAUCCUGCCCUGGCCACGCCUCUAGGCCCAGUUCCCAGCUGAACCCUCCCUGCCUGCCAGCUGGGUUCCCUCCAUCUUCCUGGGCUGUUGCUCUUUGUCACCUCCCUGUGCCUGUGUGUAGACUGGAGGUUCAGACCAGGGUGGGGGCCCAGCGGGGCAGGAGCCCAGCUCCCCGAGUUUGGAGCGAGGAGCACAGGGCAGUGGUGCUCGUCCGUGUCCUUCCCAGCCUCCAGGAAGUGCCUUACCUGUGACACCUGGAAAAGUGUCCUUGAGCAGUGGGUUCGCCCGAGCCCCCGACAAGGCAACCUCCCCCGCCCUGGGGUCCUGCCUCGCCUGCCAAAGAAAUAAACACUGAAAAAGCCA